Messenger RNA from Dreissena polymorpha, 3271 nucleotides. RefSeq lists its product as uncharacterized. The coding region runs from base 402 to 1181 and encodes 259 amino acids. The transcript is spliced from 8 exons. The record is from RefSeq and is a predicted model, not a curated record. Lineage: Eukaryota; Metazoa; Mollusca; Bivalvia; Myida; Dreissenidae. Gene Ontology annotation, molecular function: oxidoreductase activity.
GCUACAAAUACCUACUUUUGUUACAGAAGGUAAAUAUCUGGAAAAAUAUGGUUAAUUAUCGCAAAACCAAUAAUAAUAAUAUUCAAGUUCAGGUAGGAGCAUUAAUAUUCCAGCGCCCGUAUGAUCAGGAACAUCCGGUGUUAAUGUACACAUUUCCCUUUGAAAGGCUUUAUUGUAAAUUUGAAUAAUUUAUUGAAACAGAAAUUAGAUAAUCGUAUUUUGUUAUGUUAUAAAUAAAAACUAUGUUAAAAUGAAGAUGGUUACCCUUUUGUCCGGGAAUGACAUGCCUAUUAUAGGCCUGGGAACAUUCAAACUCAGAGGCAGAGAUCUAAUCCACAAAUGUCUGCAGACAGCACUUGAAGCUGGAUAUCGAUCAUUUGGUGCGCCUUGGCUGUGUUCAUAUGAGCUUCGUGCUGGAAAAACUGAGCUUAUUGCAUGUGGAUACAGCAGCUGUGUACAAGAAUGAGUCAGACAUCGGUGAUUGCCUUAUUGAGUUGCUGCCAAAGUAUGGGCUGACAAGAAAUGAUAUAUUUCUUACCAGCAAGCUUGCUCCAAAGGACCAAGGUGCCAACAGAUGCAGAGAGGCUUGUCUGACCUCCCUGACCAACCUGAAGACUGAGUACCUGGACCUGUACCUGAUCCACUGGCCUGGGACUCAGGGACGCAAGCCCGGCGAUCAAGACAACCCACGUCUGAGACGUGAUAGCUGGAGAGACAUGGAGACUCUUUACAAAGAAGGAAAACUUAAAGCCAUCGGUGUUUCUAAUUUUGAGCAGAGACACCUCAUUGAUCUCUUGGAAUCAUGUGAAAUACAACCACAUGUACUGCAGACAGAGCACCAUCCACAUCUAGUGCAGUCCUCACUGGUGGAGUUCUGUAGACAUCACCAGAUUCAUUUCCAGGCCUACGCCUCCCUGGGUACCACCACAGACAACAACAAGCUUUUGACAGACCCAACUGUAAUAUCUAUAGCGAAAAACAACAGCAAAACCACAGCUCAAAUACUUCUGAAGUGGGCCAUUCAACAGGAUAUAGGAGUCAUCCCGAAGUCCUCAAAUCCAGAUCACAUCAAAUCCAACAUGGACCUUUUCUCCUUUGAGCUGUCCAAGGAAGACCUGGCACGAAUCUCUGGACUUGAUUCACAACACCAUUACUGUUGGGAUCCCAGGGGAAUCCUUUGAGACUCGUUCUGGGAAAAAUGCGCUAAUUGUAUGUGCGUAAAGCGUUGUCCCAGAUUUUUUUUUUUAAUUAUGCCCCCCUUCGAAGCAGAGGGGGUAUAUUGUUUUGCACAUGUCGGUCCGUCGGUCGGUCCGUCCACCAGAUGAUUUCCGGAUGAUAACUCAAGAACGCUAAGGCCUGGGAUCAUGAAACUUCAUAGGUACAUUGAUCAUGACUGGCAGAUGACCUCUAUUGAUUUUCAGGUCACUAGGUCAAAGGUCAAGGUCACAGUGACUCAAAUAGUAAAAUGGUUUCCGAAUGAUAACUCAAGAAUGCUUAGGCCUAGGAUCAUGAAACUUCAUAGGAACAUUGAUCUUGACUGGCGGAUGACCUCUAUUGAUUUUCAGGUCACUAGGUCAAAGGUCAAGGUCACGUUGACUUGAAACAGUAAAAUGGUUUCCGGAUGAUAACUCAAGAAUGCUUACGCCUAGGAUCAUGAAACUUCAUAGGUACGGUGAUAAUGACUGGCAGAUUACCCCUAUUGAUUUUUAGGUCACUAGGUCAAAGGUCAAGGUCACAGUGACUCGAAACAGUAAAAUGGUUUCCUGAUGAUAACUAAAAAAAAUUAGGCCUAGGAUCAUGCAACUUCAUAGGUACAUUGAUCAUGACUGGCAGAUGACCCCUAUUGAUUUUCAGGUCACUAGGUCAAGGCCACAGUGACAAAAAACGUAUUCACACAAUGGCUGCCACUACAACUGACAGCCCAUAUGGGGGACAUGCAUGUUUUACAAACAGCCCUUGUUUAUUUUGACCUUACAGUCAAGGAUAACCCAUGAAAGUGCAAGCACUUAUUUCCAAUGGGGUCCUUUGGUUUUGCUGAAGAGACAGCAUGCAGAAGAGACAGUAUUGAGAUAGAAGGAAUUCAAGAGCAAUACCCUAGCUCUUUGCGAAUAGAUCCCUUGGCUCUUUUACGUGCUCAGUGUAUAGCAACGAUACACGCGAGAAUUACCUGGGUUUCAUACCAGUACAUCUCUACAUGGGUGGGAAACACUUAAAGCAUUUCUGAAAUUUCCAGUGCCCCGGCCAGGAAUUGAACCGGGGACCUCUGGAAUGGUAGACCAGAGUGUUUACCCUCGACUACCGCACCACCAGCUUAGGACUGCAGACAUCAUACAUCAUCAAAGGAACCUAAUUCUGGGAAAGCUGGGCUUAAUGAAGAUUAACCUGUGAAGUUCGCUAAGGCUUCUUAGAGAUGACACUUUCUGCCUAGACUGGAUUUUCUCUUAAAAGAGACUUAAUUUCAACAACAAAUUACAAUAACGCUGAAAGUGUCGUCCCUGAUUAGCCUGUGCAGACUGAACAGACUAAUCUGGGAUGACACUGUAUGCACAUGCAUCAAGCCCAGUUUUCCCAGAAUUAGGUUCCUUUGAUGAUGUAUGAUGUCUGCAGUCCUAAGCUCAUUGCUGUGCUAUAUAUUAACGAUAUAUAUUUUUAUGCCCCCGGUAGGGUGGCAUAUAGCAGUUGAACUGUAAAGUCAGUCUGUCAGUCUGUGCGUUCGUCCGAAAACUUUAACAUUGCCCAUAACUUUUGCAAUAUUGAAGAUAGCAACUUGAUAUUUGGCAUGCAUGUUAAUCUGAUGGAGCUGCACAUUUUGAGUGGUGAAAGGUCAAGGUCAUCCUUCAAGGUCAAAUAUAUGGUCCAAAGCGGCGCAGUAGGGGGCAUUGUGUUUCUGACAAACACAUCUCUUGUUUUUAUCUACAAUAAAUUAUUUUCUAUUCAUUGUUACUUGUGUAGUUUAUGGUUAAAAGUGUCCUGUUUAUCAUGACUGGUUGGUUGGAAUUGCACUUUUAGACUGAAAUAAAGAUUUGAAGAACAUUGCAACACUUUAAUGGCAUAAAACAUUUGAUUGCCUCAACAUCAAACUUAUCUUUGACUUUGACGUUCGGUUUAUACUGUUAUAUUUCCUUUGUCCACCAGAUUGUUAACUGCCUGUCUGUAUUCAAAUUAUUAGACUAGCUUAUAUCUUAUGUACUUUUAGAGUUAUUGCAAAAUUGAGCUUAUUUUAUAUUUUUCACAUAUCCUUUGACCAAUGAAUAAAUCAAGUCAUUCACAA